Molecule: messenger RNA, 783 nt
Organism: Eremomyces bilateralis CBS 781.70
Lineage: Eukaryota; Fungi; Ascomycota; Dothideomycetes; Eremomycetales; Eremomycetaceae
Exons: 2
Molecular function (GO): actin binding
Source: RefSeq, a predicted model, not a curated record
AUGCCUCCUCCUCCACCACCUCCGCCGCCUCCACCACCAGGCCCACCGCCUGCUCCAGGUCCUCCUCCACCUCCACCUGGCGGACUACCCGCAAGAGCUCCAGCGGGACCUGGUCGGGGUGCUCUACUCUCCAGUAUCCAGCAAGGCGCGAUAUUAAAGAAAGCGGUUACGAAUGAUCGAAGUGCUCCGACCGUAGGCCAAAAAGCUGGCAGCUCUGGCGGAUCUACUGUUGGGGCACCGCCUGUUCCCGUCAUACCUGGUGGACAAAGGAAGCCCAGCGGCCUUGCUCCUCCUCCGCCCGGAAACCGAGCGCGCAGCAGUAGCGAUGGCGGGAAUGAUGCUGGAGGUGGAGGAUCCGGACCACCUCAGCUUGCGGGGAUUUUAGCAGGAGGCAUCCCGAAGCUACGGAAAACGGGUGGGGGCGGGAUUAACACAGGAGCGGAGAAGAAUUCGCCAUAUCUGUCAGAUCCCGAAUCGUCUCGGGGCUUUCGUCCAGCGCCUUCGGCACCGAAACCACCAACCACCCAUCGAGCGGCGCCACCCGUGCCUUCAGGCAAUGCAUCGUUACCCAGCAUAGCCGCAUUGAAGAGCAACCUGCGCCCGAUGUCGAUCGCCUCCACGCAUAGCGCCCCAGAGGUGGCAUCGAAACCGAAACCACCGCCAAUUGGCAAAAAACCCCCGAUACCCCCUCCCGCAUCUCGAAAACCUUCCGCGCAUGCCCCACCGCCCCCUUUUCCCGGACGCUCAACGCCCGCUCCUCCAUCCGCACCACCGCCUCCACCC